Messenger RNA from Staurois parvus, 300 nucleotides. The record is from the annotation of a GenBank genome assembly. Lineage: Eukaryota; Metazoa; Chordata; Amphibia; Anura; Ranidae.
UGUCAGCUCUGUCAUGUGAACAGCUGUGUCCAGUCACAGCUGAUCGCAUAUCAUCAGAGCACUGAUGAUCAGUGUAGCCCCAGCAGUGCCACCUGUCAGUGCCCAUCAGUGCCACAUAUCAGUACCUACUAGUGCACAUCAAUGCCACAUAUCAGUGCCCAUCUGAGCUGCCUUUCAGUGCCAGUCAGUGCCACCUAUCAAUGCCAGUUAGUGCUGCCUAUCAGUGCUGCGAAUCAGUGCCACCUAUCAGUGCCCAUCAGUGCCGCCUAACAGUUCCAGUCAGUGCCACCGGUAUCAGUG